AUGGCGUACUUGGUCUUCUUUCUUAAUGUAACUAUCGCUGUUCUGUGCACUAUCGCCGCAAAAUUAGUGAUCGGCAUCGGCGAGGUAAGGAUGUGGACCACCGCCCUGUUCACACGCCAGGGCACGCGUACAGUCGUGCACAAACAGCUUUGGAAACAACCUAUAAGCUUAAUGACCAAUGCACGGCACUGCGAUAUGUCGUGGUUCCAGACGUUCCUCGCCCUGGCUGAACACUGCGCAGUCGAGUGCACUCGCCUUUAUGCUGCUUUGAGCCAUGAGCAAUCGCCACCGAGGGUUGCAAUUCAUGCCAUCCCGGUGCAUUUCCUGCGGUUA
Iphiclides podalirius (scarce swallowtail) is the source of this 333-nucleotide messenger RNA. The record is from the annotation of a GenBank genome assembly. Lineage: Eukaryota; Metazoa; Arthropoda; Insecta; Lepidoptera; Papilionidae.